Molecule: messenger RNA, 2166 nt
Organism: Podospora pseudocomata
Lineage: Eukaryota; Fungi; Ascomycota; Sordariomycetes; Sordariales; Podosporaceae
Exons: 2
Coding region: 358-2166 (602 amino acids)
Source: RefSeq, a predicted model, not a curated record
GGCGCAUGUUGACAUCAACAAGAGUCCCACCCUCGUGUUGCUUUUUUUCACUGGUUCGGCGGCUGCCAAGAGCGCGAACCCAAUCAAUUAUCAAUUGGCACAAAGAGUGCACAGCCGUCAAGGUCUGGUUGUCGUGCGACGCCAAUAUUUAUUUUGUUAUUUUUUUCCACAGACGGCCCUCUUCUCCGCUGGAAUCGCAGCAACAGCCCAGAGGAAACCAACAACACUAAACCCGGCACUUUGGCGCAUUGCUCACGCCGCCCCGCAACGUCAGACAGCUCACUUGCGCGUGAUGCGACGACUCGUCUCAUAAGACGCGUCUUCCCUUGACUGGGGGCCCCGCCGUUAGACCCGACAAUGCGGCACCCGACCCGGGAUGGUCUUGCCUGGGACGACAAUGGUCUCGGCCCGGUCGCGAGGUGGACCAGACAACCCGACAUCGAAGCCGUCGAGCGUGUAUGUCGCCGUGCCCUCAACAUCAACCACACUGUCGACUGCAACGUCCACCUGCAUGCCAAUGGCGAGUUCAGCAAACUUUAUGCCGUCGACAGCAUCCGCGGCAAGCACAUCAUCCGCAUCUCCCUCCCCGUCGACCCCGGGAACAAGACCCUCGGCGAAGUCUUCACUCUGCGACUGGUGCAUCGCAUGACCGACAUUCCCGUGCCCAAAGUCAUUGCAUGGGAUGAGACUGUCAACAAUGAGCUUGGGUUCGAAUGGCUCCUGAUGGAGAUGAUGCCCGGCAGGCUAGCUUACUAUCGCUGGCGCAAGAUGACUGACACCCAGAAAGAGAUACUUACCAAGCGCGUGGCAGAGUUCCAUACCCAGCUGCUCCGCUGCGGCAAUCUGGGUCAGGGUUUCAGAUCGAUUGGAACGCUGGGAACGGGCCCGAAUGCCGACUACAACACCGCAGUCACACCCUCGCCUGGCCCCAUUGUUGACAGCGUCUUCUUCUCUGGGCCACGCUCCAGUUACCCUGUGGCCCGUGGCCCCUUUGAAUCCAGUCAUGACUGGCUUCGAGCCUAUCUUGACCUCAUCAUCACGGAGCACACAAAUGCUCUUGCCAAAGCCAAGACUGAUGACGACAAGGAACAUGCCGAAAUGGUGCUCCGGCUGGCUCGCAAACUGCUAAGAAUGGUUCAUAAAAUAUUCCCUUCCUUGGUUUUCCCGCCAGAGCAUACCGUGCUUUGGCACGACGAUCUCUCGUUGAAGAACCUUCUUGUAGACGACAAUGGCCGCAUAACAGGUGCGAUUGGAUGGGAAUGUGUAUCGACCAUGCCACGCUGGAUGGCUUGUCAGAUGCCUGCAUUCCUUCGAGGCGCAAGCCGGAAGCAGAAGCCCAGCAGGGACAGUUAUACAAAUCUGGCUCCGCGCCCGUCAGCUUCUUCCACUUCUGACGAAGACCACUUGGACAAUGAAGGAAAGACGGAGCUUUAUUGGAUCCACCUGAUGGAGUAUGACCAGACCCGGCUGCGCGAGGUUUAUCAAUCUCGAAUGACACAGCUCUUGGGCCCUGAGUGGGAGAAGGAUGUCGACGAAGCCCGGCUCAAGGUUGACUUUCUUGGAGCAGUGUCUCGAUGCGGCACCCAGUUUUAUCCUGUCAGAGUAGAACAGUGGGUUGACGCCAUAGAUCGCAAGGAGUUCAUCUCGUUGAUGCAAGUCUUGCGUACGGGCAUCAAAAAAGAAAAGCGACCCGCGACGCCUAGCGGCAAUGCCGCCCCAAGCAAAGUGCACUACGAGAGGCCAGCCAGCAGCACGCCCAGCAGAGUUCAACAAGAGAUUCAAAGACACGAAAGGAUGCAUCUUGCUGGAUCAGGAAACCCCACCGCUUCGGUUAUUUUCAGGACCGGGAGCCCUACCAAAACGGCCGCGAUGACAGGCAGCUGGACUCCAUCUAGACCCAGUUCUGUCAACAGCCACCGUCCCACAACAUCAUGGAGAGGCUCGGUCUCGGGCGUCUCCGGAGCGCAUCUGGAAACGCCCCAGAGUCCUGUUAGCGUACAUGUCCGUCGAAGGUCGUCGGACGGAAUAUCAUUGACCAGCUUGGAACUGCCCAAUCCCAAGAGCCCAGUCAACGUGCAUAUUCGACGCAACUCGGGGUCAACUUGUGUGUCAACCACUUCGUCCAUCGUUUCCGGAACGACUAAUUCCUCAUCGAAGCUGGGAUAG